AUGACAACAUCAACCCCCACCACACCAAACCCCUACGAACAAGCGACGCCCCGACCCCCACGCACCGCCUCGCACGCGGCGGCCGUGCGGCUCCGGAACCGGCGCCGCGCCUACCUGGCCCGGCACCCGUCGUAUCUGACCUCGGCGGACCACGAGCUCGCCGACCCGCUGCUGUACGACUCGCUGGUGCGGCGCUUCCAGACGCCCGCCGAGCGCGAGGCCGACGGCCGCGCCAGGGGCUACGGCCGCGUUCUCGAGACUUCGCUGCUCCGCGGCGAGGCCAAGCUCCAGAGGUUGGCCGAGAGCUACGUCGACGGGCCUGCGCCGCCGCCGGGGUUAGUGGGUGGUAAUGGUGGUGGUGCGGCGGCAGAGGCGCCCACGAAUGGCGCAGCCGCGGGCACCGAGAAUGGCGGCGGCAGGGAGACCAACUUUACCAUAACCCAGGAUCUGGAUCCGGAUCCCAAGGACGCCGAGGCCGGCCGUGAACAGUGGUUCGAGUUUUUGCAAGAUCGCUUCGUCAGUGGCGGCGACGACGAGUUUGACUACUCAAAGGUGGACGAGAACGAAGAGUAUGACGACAUCGAGCGACAGGAUGCCGAGGAUGCAUGGUUCGACAAUGAGGUGCCACAGUGGCAUGAUGACGACGAUGAUGCGAAUGGGCCUGCAGCCGGCCGAACGAGACCCCGUGAACUAAAAGGCGAGACGGGAAUUCAAGACUUUUGA
Messenger RNA from Pyricularia pennisetigena, 723 nucleotides. RefSeq lists its product as uncharacterized. Bases 1 to 723 code for a protein of 240 amino acids. The record is from RefSeq and is a predicted model, not a curated record. The transcript has a single exon. Lineage: Eukaryota; Fungi; Ascomycota; Sordariomycetes; Magnaporthales; Pyriculariaceae.